This is a messenger RNA of Sodiomyces alkalinus F11, 1541 nucleotides long. RefSeq lists its product as hypothetical. Lineage: Eukaryota; Fungi; Ascomycota; Sordariomycetes; Glomerellales; Plectosphaerellaceae. The coding region runs from base 43 to 1263 and encodes 406 amino acids. The record is from RefSeq and is a predicted model, not a curated record. The transcript is spliced from 3 exons. Gene Ontology annotation, cellular component: mitochondrion.
UGGCUCCUUCACCAACAACAGUUCCCGAGCCGACCGCGCACCAUGUCAACCACGCGACUGACCUUUCUGUAUCCGCACUUGUUCCGGACGUUACGACUGACCGAAGCCUCUACCCAGUCGACGCGGGCGUGUCGGAGACAAGCCGCUGAUGCGAGAGGACACGGGCAAUAUGCCGCAUUCUCGACAACUCCUGCGUCGCGACAGCCACCCAUCGUGGGGCGGCACGGCAAGGCUGUAGAGCCUGUACCGUUAGGAGACGAGUCGAUUUCGAAGCCUCCCCAACUGAGCUCGAGUGCAGAGACGCCGCCUUCCACGGGAAACCCCGACCAAGGGCGUGCUCAGACCACCGAAGGACCGGAGCCGAAACAAACCACAGAUGCCCCGCAGGGUGCCGGCAGUGGAGGCAGUAGAAGCUCCAAAUCCUCUACAUCUACCCCAGAGUCAGUUGAUAAGGGAAAAAAGGCCGCGUCGGAAGCGCGGGACGAGGUGAGGGCGGAGGCCAAGAAGAGCGGGCCGCUUGAGGCCAUGCUGCAUUCAAAAUCGGAGGAAGGGAACAAUACACCCAAGCACCCCCAUCUGUCUCCUCCGCCUUAUGUGCACCAUUUCGACAGCUAUUCUCUCGUCAAACAGUUGGAGAUCGGGGGUUAUACGCGGGAGCAGUCCAUCACGGCCAUGAAGGCGAUCCGCGGCCUCUUGGCGCAGAACCUGGACGUCGCGCAGGACAGCUUGGUUAGCAAGAGCGACGUUGAGAAUGAGACGUACCUAUUCCGUGCAGCGUGUUCGGAGCUCAGCACCGAGGUGAAGAACAACCGACGGAUUGCGGACGAGGAGAUGCGACGGCAACGGACACUACUGCAACACGAGGUCGACAUCCUGACCCAGUCGAUGAACCAGGAGCUCCUCACUCUCAACGAUAACGUCCGUGGGAUGUUCAACGACCGCAGGAUUGCUGUACGGGAGGAGCAAAAGGCGGUCGAGAGCACGAUCCAGCAAAUUAGCUACAAGAUCAGCAUCUCUUUGAGCAGCGACGCGAAGUCGGAGAUUGAGGGCUUGCGCUGGGUACUCAUCCGACGUUCUGUCAUUGGGAUACUUUUCAUGGCAGUCCUAACGCUCGGCGCGCUGCGAUACGGCACGUAUCUGAGCCAGGAGCAGAAGAAGGAGGCGGAGCGGUUGCGAAAGCAAGCAGAAUUGUUGAAGGCUGCCGACGCAAGGCGGGAUCAUGCCUCUGCGCCUGACGCAGCCGAGAUUCUAGCAGCGAGCUGAAAUGGAAAGUACCGGCAAGGCCAUGGUUUUUCAUUAGCAUCCGAAGAGACGCUUUCAUUGUAGUAUGUGUAUAGAGCAGCAGACAUUCAUACUUAGGUAGACUCAGGCAGAACGCCACAGACUUCCUUUCUUUCCUUUCUUCUUGUAUAAAAUGAGGUGGUUGUAUUAUGACUACUGCCUGGGACUUCGAACUUGCAGUAGCAUUGGGCUUGGUCUUGGGGAAGAAGGCCAGUGUAUGAGAAGAAUUGACGAAGACCGCCUUGGUAUGGAAAUCCAGC